AUGAGCGACCAAGAUCACAUCCCUACCACCUUUGUGGUGUCGAACCGCCUUCCCAUCACAAUUCAUCAGUUAAGCGAUAAGCAAUACGAUUUCGUUCCAUCAAGUGGUGGCUUGGUUGGAGCCCUCCAUGCCCUCUCGCAAUCUACAAACUUCAAGUGGUAUGGCUGGCCAGGCGUCGAAGUCCCAGAGCAGGACCAGCAGCUGGUCAAAGAGGAAUUGUCGAAGAGAGACGCCGUUCCUGUGUUUUUGGGGACUCAGUUAGCGGACAAACAUUACAAUGGAUUUUCAAACAAGAUUCUUUGGCCUCUACUUCAUUACCAAAUGCACGAGAUCCGCCUCAGCCGCCCGGAUUGGGAAGCUUACCAAGAAGUUAAUCGCUACUUCGCCGAAGCUCUACUUCCCGAACUGAGAGCGGGAGACGCUGUGUGGAUACAAGACUACCACCUUUUAUUGUUGCCCUCCUUCCUACGCCAAGCCCUGAACAAGUGCGAGAAGGAUGUGAAGAUUGGAUUCUUCUUACACACCGUUUUCCCCAGUAGCGACUUCUUGAGGAUUUUGCCGGUGAGAGAGGACAUUCUGGGGGGGCUUCUAAACUGUGAUCUUGUUGGAUUUCAUAAUUCUGACUAUACUAACCACUUCCUGCAAAGCUGCCAAAAGACUAUGCACUUGGAGGUUUCUAACUGUGAGGUUAAGUAUGAAGGCCGAUCCGUCAGAGUUAUUACUUGUCCUAUCGGGAUAGACCCAGAAGAAUUUCAUGCAAGACUCAACCUUCCGAAGGUCCAAGAUCGUAUCAAAGUACUCCACAAGAGAUAUGAAGACGUAAAGCUUAUUGUGAGCGUCGAUCGCCUUGACUACGUCAAAGGAAUUCCGCUACGAAUGGAGGCAAUGGAGGCAUUAUUGACAAAGCACCCGGAACAUAUUGGGAAAGUGGUUCUAUUACAAGUCCUAAUUCCAAGCCGGGAGGCUGUACAGGGCUAUCGGCAUCUACACCAUCAGAUUGACGAGAGUAUUUCCAGAAUCAACGGUAAAUUCGGAGACAUCGAGUAUAGUCCGAUCCAGUCACAGUUCUGUUCCGUCUCCAAGGACGAAUUGACCGCUCUAUAUGCUGCUUCAGACGCUUGUAUAAUCUCAUCAACGAGGGAUGGAUUUAACGUGGUCUCUUUGGAGUACAUCGCAUGCCAGCGGGAUCGUCUUGGGGUAUUGCUAUUGUCCGAGUUUGCAGGUGCCGCCGCAGUGCUGGACGACUGUAUCAAGUUCAACCCCUGGGAUACGGACAAGUUUUCAAAGGCCAUCCACCAGGCCGUCACGAUGGACGAAGAGGAAAAACGUCAGAGGUUCAACCAGUUACAAUCGUUUGUUAUGAGAAACACAAGGUGA
Exophiala oligosperma is the source of this 1377-nucleotide messenger RNA. RefSeq names its product alpha,alpha-trehalose-phosphate synthase (UDP-forming). Lineage: Eukaryota; Fungi; Ascomycota; Eurotiomycetes; Chaetothyriales; Herpotrichiellaceae. Gene Ontology annotation, cellular component: alpha,alpha-trehalose-phosphate synthase complex (UDP-forming); cytosol. The transcript is spliced from 4 exons. The record is from RefSeq and is a predicted model, not a curated record. Gene Ontology annotation, biological process: trehalose biosynthetic process; cellular response to heat. Gene Ontology annotation, molecular function: catalytic activity. Bases 1 to 1377 code for a protein of 458 amino acids.